Molecule: messenger RNA, 1152 nt
Organism: Penicillium macrosclerotiorum
Lineage: Eukaryota; Fungi; Ascomycota; Eurotiomycetes; Eurotiales; Aspergillaceae
Exons: 1
Coding region: 1-1152 (383 amino acids)
Biological process (GO): proteolysis
Molecular function (GO): cysteine-type endopeptidase activity
Source: RefSeq, a predicted model, not a curated record
AUGGCCUCCAAGAACCCCUCAUCUCCCACCAAGGCACCAGCUUCUCCUAGCAGUUCUGGUGCCAGCCAUGCCUCUGCCUCACGGGUCAGACGCAACCAUACCACCCAGACUUUGAAAGCCGACCUCCAGAAGGUAUCCGCGGCGCGUGGAAACGUUCAUACAACACGGCUUGCAUUUCUAUGCCGCUUCUCCGGUGACGACACUGGAGCAGCCGACGAUGUCACCACUAUGGCCAAACUGAUGGGUGAUGACUUCAAUUUCCAGGUCGAGCAGCAUGUUGUCCGGAAGAACACCAUGAUUCCCCUUGGGCCAUUGCUGAACGCGUGCAGCAAGUUCGUUGAGACUCACCAUAACGCUGGACAGACCAGUCUACUAGUCUUUUAUUACGCUGGCCACGGCAAGGCCGUUGAUGGAAAGCUCGUUCUCUCGUCAGGCAACAGCAGGCUGGAAUGGGCUGCCAUCGCCAGCAGUAUCUUCAACAACAACAGCGACCAUAUGAAAGGUCUCGAUGUUCUCACCAUCAUGGACAGUUGCUUUUCCGGGCUAGCAACCCGCUCCCAAUCCAUCCGUACCAUUCAGGUACUCUCGGCCUGCGGGCCAAGCGAUGAAACCAGAGCCCGGGCCUCUGGGAUCUCCUUCACCCAGCGGAUUCACCGCUCGGUGCAUGCGCUAAAGCAUGCACCAAUCUCCAUUCCUGCACUUUUCGAACAUCUGAGCCAGAACAAGCGCAAGAGCGUCCCACAGCCGCAGUUGGUCACGAUUAGUGGCACUGCGCCUAUUGUCCUCAUUCACAAAAGCCUGGGAUUGCACAACACUAUGCCUAGCCUCCCUCAGUCGGUGAAGAGCAAGAUAAAUGUUCUCGUCAAGUUGGUCCUAGAUGGACAACCCACCGAUAUGUAUGCCCUUUUCAAGGAGGCGAUCAAGGACCUCCCAUACCAACUUCAUGUGGAGGUGUCUAUCGUGUAUGAGACUGACCAAUCGGUCGGAUUCAUACUGCGGAUGUCCUGGGAGACCAUGGCGUGGUGGGGGAUGGUGGCGGAUCUUGAUUUCGUUAUGGUUACCGUAGGGGAUUCUCUCAUGCCGAAGCCAUUUUCCCUCCAAUCAAGAGCCGAGAACAUAACUUAUCGCCAAGGCGGGCCGGCCAAGCAGUGA